Messenger RNA from Sordaria macrospora k-hell, 1611 nucleotides. RefSeq lists its product as uncharacterized. Gene Ontology annotation, cellular component: membrane. Lineage: Eukaryota; Fungi; Ascomycota; Sordariomycetes; Sordariales; Sordariaceae. Gene Ontology annotation, molecular function: carbohydrate:proton symporter activity. Gene Ontology annotation, biological process: transmembrane transport; carbohydrate transport. The record is from RefSeq and is a predicted model, not a curated record.
AUGUACAAAAUCGGCAAUAUAUACUUCAUUGCCGCCGUCGCCGUCAUCGGCGGCGCGCUAUUUGGCUUCGAUAUUUCUUCCAUGUCAGCUAUCAUCUCGACACAGCCGUACCUCUGCCAGUUCAAUCAGCUUGGCCGUAACGAAAAGAACCUGUGCAUCGGUCCUACCAACGAUGUCCAAGGUGGUAUCACAGCCGCCAUGCCUGGUGGAUCGUGGCUCGGUGCUCUCUGCUCUGGUUUUGUCUCCGAUACUUUCGGUCGCAAACGCUCUAUUCAGAUAGGUUCUGUGAUUUGGAUUAUUGGUUCGAUCGUCGUCUGCGCCUCGGUCAACAUUCCCAUGUUGGUUGUUGGGCGCAUCAUCAACGGAUUUUCGGUCGGAAUAUGCUCUGCCCAAGUCCCUGUUUACAUCUCCGAGCUCGCCCUUCCUUCGAAGCGUGGUCGCCUUGUCGGCUUCCAGCAAUGGGCUAUUACCUGGGGCAUUCUGAUCAUGUUCUUCAUCUGCUAUGGUUGCUCGUUCAUGAGGACGGCCGCCUUCAGAGUUCCUUGGGGUCUUCAGGCCAUUCCUGCCGCCCUCCUUUUCCUCGGCCUUAUCUUCCUCCCUGAGUCGCCCCGCUGGCUUUGCAAGAAGGACAGAUGGGACGAGGCAAAGGAGGUGCUCACCCUGGUUCACGGAAAAGGAGAUCCCAACUCUCCGUGGGUGCACCGUGAGAUGCAAGAGAUUCGCCAGAUGGUCGAGUUUGAGCGCGCCAAUGCUGAUGUCAGCUACUUCGAGCUACUCAAGCCCAACAUGAUUAACCGGACCUCAAUUGGCGUUUUCACUCAGAUAUGGUCUCAGCUAACUGGUAUGAAUGUGAUGAUGUACUACAUAACCUACGUCUUCACAAUGGCCGGUCUUGCCGAUGGAAGUGAGAAUGCCGUCCUUCUCCCUAGCGGUAUCCAGUUCGUCAUUAACGUCGUCAUGACGAUACCGGCUCUUCUUUGGAUGGAUCGCUGGGGCCGUCGUCCGACCCUCCUGGUUGGUGCAUUCUUCAUGUGCCUCUGGCUCUGUGUCAAUGCCGGCUUGUUUGCUGUCUACUCACGACCUGCCCGCCCUGGCGAGUUCACUUCUCCGGCCGAAUCCAUGGCUAUUACUGGCGCCCCAGCCAAAGCCAUCAUUGCUUCAACCUAUCUCUUCGUCGCAUCUUUCGCGCCCACCUGGGGUCCUGUUUCAUGGACCUACCCCCCGGAGCUGUACCCGCUUCGUCUCCGCGGAAAGGCCGUUGCCCUCUGCACCUCCGCCAACUGGGCUUUCAACUUUGCCCUUGCUUACUUCGUUCCUCCUGCUUUUGCUAACAUUACCUGGAAAACCUAUGCCAUCUUCGCUACCUUUUGCGCGGCCAUGUUCAUCCACGUCUUUUUCAUGUUCCCUGAGACCGCCAACAAGCCCCUUGAGGAGGUCGAGGAAAUUUUUGACGACACCAAGCCCGGAGCCAUCAAGUACAUCGGCACGCCCGCUUGGAAGACGAGAAACACCCGCAACCUUACGCUCAAGCAGGAGCACAACGAUACUCUAUCGUCGGAGGAGAAGGCGGGCUUUGAGGAGCAUGCCCACAAGGAAACCACUGGCAGAUAA